Molecule: messenger RNA, 1029 nt
Organism: Amborella trichopoda
Lineage: Eukaryota; Viridiplantae; Streptophyta; Magnoliopsida; Amborellales; Amborellaceae
Gene: NRPB4
Product: RNA polymerase II, Rpb4, core protein
Biological process (GO): DNA-templated transcription initiation
Cellular component (GO): RNA polymerase complex
Molecular function (GO): nucleotide binding
Source: RefSeq, a predicted model, not a curated record
CAUUUCUGAUGGUUAUAAUUAAUUAAUCUUCUCCCUCACCCGCUCUUUCCUCUCUAUCAAAGUGCCCCCAAAUAAUCACCCUAAUCCCCUCUCUCUCUAUAAAUGAACACCCUAAUCUCAAAUCCUCCCCCAAUAGUCACGCUCUCUCUCUUUUUCUCAAUCAAAUCUUCAUUCUUCCCAAAACUCUCUCGCUGUCUAAAACGCUAUACCCCAAAUCGUCCCCGAAGCUCUCUCUCUCAGAUUCUCAUUCUUAGGUCCUAGGUAUCGAACGUUCUGAACUGACAAGGGUAUAAGAUGUCUGGAGAAGAGGAAGAAAAUGCCGCAGAGCUCAAGAUUGGAGAAGAGUUUCUUAAGGCCAAGUGUUUGAUGAAUUGUGAAGUUGCCCUUAUUCUGGACCACAAGUAUGAACAACUUCAGCAGAUGUCUGAUGACCCCUCGAAUCAGAUAUCCCAAGUGUUUGAGAAGUCUCUGCAAUAUGUGAAGCGCUUCAGUCGCUACAAAAACCCUGAUGCAGUCAGGCAGGUUCGAGAAGUCCUGAGCAGAAACCAGUUGGCAGAAUUUGAGCUGUGUGUGCUCGGCAAUCUCUGCCCUGAAACUGUAGAGGAAGCGAUAGCGAUGGUUCCGUCUAUCAAGGCAAAGGGGCGCUCUAAUAACGAUGACGAUGCGAUUGAGAAGAUGUUAAAUGAUCUAGCACUUAUCAAGAAAUUCGAAUAGAAAGUGGGAUCUGCUUAGUGUGUAGCCUUCUUCUGCUGCCCCUAUGCUUCUGUCUCAUUUUUUCUGUGGCUUCGGUUCCCUGAGCUACCAACAAACUAAAGGAGCUGAGUGAAGACACCUUGUUGAUGCAACUGUGUAGACUUGGUUUUAUAUGUGCUUAAUCUGAGAAUAUGUGAUAUUGUUUUUUGCUCUCUUUCAACUGUCUAAUCAAUUAGAUCGAUAUGAUCUCUAUAUGCAUAUGAAUUAGGCCUUGUGUAAAUUAUGUGUAUUGAAAUAUUGAAAGCUCAUUCAAGAAAUCGAUGAUCCUUUCACUUC